This is a messenger RNA of Phoenix dactylifera (date palm), 2364 nucleotides long. Its product is annotated as transmembrane 9 superfamily member 7-like. The record is from RefSeq and is a predicted model, not a curated record. Lineage: Eukaryota; Viridiplantae; Streptophyta; Magnoliopsida; Arecales; Arecaceae. Gene Ontology annotation, biological process: protein localization to membrane. Gene Ontology annotation, cellular component: membrane.
UCCCUUAGCCUUUACCCUUUUUGGACGGCUCUCUCUCUCCGUUCUCUCUAUCUCCGCACGCGCUCGAGAUGGGGAACCUGGGCGAGAUCGCGGCGCUCCUCCUCUUCCUCCUUUCAUUUCUUCUCAUCUCACCGCCGACCCACGCCUUCUACCUCCCCGGCGUUGCUCCUCGCGAUUUCCAGAAGGAUGAUGAGCUUCAAGUGAAAGUAAAUAAACUUUCAUCUACAAAGACACAACUUCCAUAUGAUUAUUACUUCUUGGAUUAUUGUAAGCCUCCCAAGAUUAUGAACAGUGCUGAAAAUUUGGGGGAGGUUCUCCGUGGUGAUCGCAUUGAGAAUUCUGUCUAUGCAUUUAAAAUGAGAAGGGAUGAGACUUGCAAAGUAGCUUGCCGCACAAAGCUUAAUCAAGAAGCUGUAAAAAAAUUCAAGGAGAAGAUUGAUGAUGAGUAUCGAGUGAACAUGAUCUUGGAUAACCUUCCUGUUGCAGUUCCUAGACAAAGAAGAGAUGGAAGUCAAGUACCAAGUCAUGAACAUGGUUUUCGUGUUGGUUAUAAGCUCAAAGAUGGUCAUUAUUACAUAAAUAACCACCUGAGUUUCAAAGUCAUGUACCAUAAAGACCCAGAAAGUGAGGAUGCUCGUAUCGUAGGUUUUGAAGUGAUUCCAAGCAGUAUAAAACACGAAUAUACUGAGUGGGAUGAUAAAAAUCCUAAAUUGUCAACAUGCAAUCCGAACAUUAAAAUCGCUCCAGGUAGUCAUAGUCCGCAGGCAGUUGCUGCAGAUACAUAUGUCAUAUUCACAUAUGAUGUUACCUUUGAGAUCAGCCAAAUUAAGUGGGCAUCUCGCUGGGACACUUACCUUCUCAUGAAUGAUGAUCAAAUACACUGGUUUUCCAUUAUCAAUUCUUUGAUGAUAGUUCUCUUUCUGUCGGGCAUGGUGGCCAUGAUCAUGAUGAGAACCCUUUACAGAGAUAUAGCUAAAUAUAACCAGUUGGAGACUCAGGAUGAAGCCCAGGAAGAAACCGGAUGGAAAUUAGUCCAUGGUGAUGUCUUUAGGCCACCCAUCAACUCUGGACUGCUCUGUGUCUAUGUGGGAACGGGGGUACAGUUCUUUGGGAUGACCUUGGUCACUAUGAUAUUCGCAUUGCUAGGUUUUCUUUCUCCUUCCAACCGUGGGGGUCUAACGACUGCUAUGGUUCUUUUGUGGGUUUUUAUGGGUCUAUUCGCCGGAUACUCCUCAGCUCGGCUUUAUAAAAUGUUUAAAGGUACAGAGUGGAAGAAGAUUACCCUAAAAACUGCAUUCAUGUUCCCCGGAAUUGUCUUUGCCAUCUUCUUUGUUCUGAAUGCUUUAAUCUGGGGUGAGAAAUCAUCUGGUGCUGUUCCUUUCGGGACCAUGUUUGCUUUGGUAUUCCUCUGGUUUGGUAUAUCAGUGCCAUUGGUUUUUGUUGGUAGCUAUCUAGGUUUCAAGAAGCCAGCCAUUGAGGAUCCAGUAAAGACCAACAAGAUCCCUAGACAAAUUCCUGAGCAGGCCUGGUACAUGCAGCCAGCAUUCUCUAUUCUGAUUGGAGGCAUUCUUCCAUUUGGUGCAGUCUUCAUUGAGCUCUUCUUUAUCCUGACAUCCAUAUGGCUGAACCAGUUUUACUACAUUUUUGGCUUCCUCUUCAUUGUCUUCAUCAUUCUUCUCAUAACUUGUGCUGAGAUAACGAUCGUGCUCUGCUACUUCCAGCUAUGCAGUGAGGACUACCAUUGGUGGUGGAGGGCAUAUUUGACUGCAGGUACUUCCGCUCUCUACCUUUUCGCUUAUGCUGUCUUCUAUUUCUUCACGAAGUUGGAGAUAACCAAGAUGGUUUCCGGUAUCCUUUACUUUGGGUACAUGUUGAUUGUGUCUUAUGCUUUCUUUGUUUUAACGGGGACAAUUGGCUUUUAUGCCUGUUUCUGGUUCGUCCGCAAGAUAUAUUCAUCUGUGAAAAUAGACUGAUGGUAUGAUGGCAGAGAUGAGUUUGUGGUCUGGGAAGCAUUUGGAAACAGAUGUGGCUGGGGGAUGUUUCAAGGGGACAGAAAAAGAAAGCAUUUCAUGCUUGCAGUUUAAAAUACGAGAAUUAGUAGUAUUUCUAGAGUCAGUUUAGUAUGUUAGUAUUUCUGCUUGAUUUAGAAGUGGCUUCGUUCCUGGAUUGUUCUUGUAUGAAUUUAUGCACCUUCGCAAAGAAAGAUCUAUAUGAGAAGCUGCAGAUAAUGUGGGCACCUUGGCCCAUGCAUGUUUAUUGAACAUCGUUUUUAAUUUUCCCCAUUUUUUCUUUACAUUUUAGGCGCAUUUUGAGAUUGUAUAUGUUAGUAUCAUUUCUCUAAAAGAGUUCAGUUGAUUGAUCGAA